UUUCCUCAUUUCCUUCGUCACUGUUAUUCGUAUACGUCUACAACUGAGCCGAAAAGUUUGUUUUGCUGUCGUUACAGUGUAUUGGAUGAUUGACUCUUAUUGGAUGUGCCUCGCUAUAGCGGAGUAACAGUUUGGAUUCUAUCGGCUAUGUGCAUUAUGUGUCAUCUCUCAUUUUAGCAAAAAAGCUGAAGAUUCAAUCAAUAAGUGUUGGUGUUUUGCUUACACCUUUUGUGAUAAGUGUUUCCUAAUUAUGUUUUGUUUCAAAGUCGUUAAAAUUUUUGAUAAUUGAAGAUUCCAUUACGUUUAGUUAGUAGAAAGUAUAAUUUAUCAAGGCGAUUGCUUCAUCUGUACCAGCUUGAACUGGAAAGGAUAUAGGAACUGUCGGGAAAAUGCUGGCCACCAAUAAUACCCGAAGCACCAACAAUGACCCGGUAGAAUCCUCGGAAUCGUUACCUAUCACGGGACCAACCGGAAAUGGCAGUUCAUCGCGAAUAAUUCGCCAGUUCGGCAGUUUAUUUCAAUCGACAACUUCUGGUGCCGCUAGUGAUCCUGCAGGAUAUGUUGAGUUUGGAAGCAUAAACGACACGGAAGCAAAUGCUGGUCGCACACUUGGUACUUUCGCAGGGGUUUUCUGUCCGGUUGCGCUGUCGAUGUUUAGUGCGUUGGUGUUUAUUCGAGUCGGUUUUAUCGUCGGUAAUGCUGGUCUGUAUGUUACGCUGCUACAAUUUGUGAUAGCCUAUGUAAUUUUAUUGUUCACUGUUUCCUCGGUGUGCGCUAUAUCAACCAAUGGAGCUGUCGAGGGUGGUGGCGUUUAUUUUAUGAUCAGCCGUACCUUAGGGCUUGAGUUUGGCGGAUCAAUUGGAACGCUCUUUUUCCUGGCAAAUGUAGUUGGCUGCGGAUUAGCUAUUUCAGGCUGUGCUGAAGGUAUCAUACAGAACUUUGGACCGUCCGAAGGACACGAUGUUGGCUCGAUACCGGAUGGUCGCUGGUGGCGCUUUUUAUACUGCACUAUGAUCAAUACGUUGAUGUUACUUGUCGUUCUUAUCGGAGCGGAAAUGUUCGCCAAGACAUCCAUGAUGAUUCUUGGAGUGGUAGUAGUUUGUCUACUGUCAACGUACGUGAGUUUCCUGGCAAAAGGACCAAUAGAGGUGGCGAUUCCGGUGGAAAAUGAUUUGGUACAGAAUGCUACGUUUAGAGUGUUUGGAGCCUACACUGGGCUGAAUAUGACAACAUUGAAAGAGAACUUAUAUAGUCACUAUGGACAAGAUUACACCUCCAAUGGAAAUACUGUCAAUUUUGCAGUUGUGUUCGGUGUGUUGUUUUCAGGAGUAACUGGAAUUAUGGCAGGUGCCAAUAUGUCUGGUGAACUAAAGAACCCUUCACGAAGCAUUCCAGCAGGAACAUUAUCAGCUGUUUUGUUCACAUUUCUAUGUUACAUUGGACUAUCGGUAUUGAUGGCACUAACGACAUCCCAAUUUCUACUGCAAAAUAAUUUCCUCUUCCUCGGUCCAGUCAACUUAUGGCCUACAUUCGUGACAAUUGGAAUCUUAACGGCCACUUUCUCUACUGGAUUAAGCAAUCUGAUUGGUUCGAGUAGAGUAUUGGAAGCUCUCGCAAAAGAUAAGGUUUUCGGAUCACUAUUGGACUUUGUCGUUCGUGGAACAUACAAGAGCAAUCCAAUAGCAGCUGUCAUCGGCAGUUGGGUUCUUGUGGAGGCAAUUCUUUUGAUAGGAUCCUUGAACACAAUUGCACAAAUCAAUUCCGUUUUGUUCAUGUUAGCUUACCUGGCUACAAACUUGGCCUGUUUGGGAAUCGAAAUAACCGGAGCUCCAAACUUUCGACCUACCUAUAAAUAUUUCACUUGGCACACGGCCUUCAUCGGAUUGGUUGGAACCGCAGUAAUGAUGUUCGUGAUAAAUCCCAUUUAUGCUUCCUCAAGCGUGAUUCUUUGUUUGUUGCUGGUUAUUGCCUUACAUUUGUUUUCUCCGGCGUCACAGGGUGCUCAAUGGGGAUCAAUUUCGCAAGCACUUAUGUUCCACCAGGUCCGAAAAUAUUUGCUAAUGCUGGACUCACGUAAAGACCACGUUAAAUUUUGGCGGCCACAAAUGCUAUUGCUUGUAUCUAGCCCACGAUCCUGCUGCCCGUUGAUUCACUUUGUGAAUGACAUGAAGAAAGGUGGACUAUACGUUAUUGGCCACGUGAAAGUAGGUGAAUUUUCGGAAAACGAUUCUUCCAAUGAUCCCACGAUUGAAGAGUACACACAAUGGCUAUCGCUAAUUGAUCACAUGAAAGUUAAAGCGUUCGUUGAGUUGACACUGUCGCGAAGUGUGAGGGAGGGUAUUCAACAUCUCAUCCGAAUCUCCGGCAUGGGUGCGAUGAAACCAAAUACGAUCAUAUUGGGAUUCUACGAUGAGGAAUUGUCGAAAGAUUUCUUUGAGCAUGAAAACUCUCCUUACAAAACAGGCGAGUUUGACGGAAAUGGUAUAAAGGUGUUCCCUUACCGCCACAAUGGCGAACAAAAACAGUUGCUGGCAACGGAUUAUGUUCAGAUAAUAGAUGACGUUCUGAGGAUGAAAAAGAACAUCUGCCUUUGUCGACACUUUCACAGGUUGGAUAAGCAGCUGAUCGCUAAGAGUAAUCAUAUCCGCUACAUCGAUGUUUGGCCAGUUAAUUUGUUCGAGCCGAAAAAUGAAGAUCCGUUCGAUGUGGUAUCGUUGUUUAUGAUGCAACUGGCUUGCAUAAUUAACAUGCUACCGGUGUGGAAAAAACUGGAGCUGAGAGUGUUCUUGUGUGAAUCAGAAACUCCGACGGAGUCGAGCAGCACUUUCCAAUUGAACAGUACAUCAAUAGAACGUCCAGCGGAGUAUAGAUUGGGACAAUUGCUGAAAUCUUUGAGAAUAUCAGCCUCGAUACAUCAGAUUUCGGAGUGGAAUAAAGAUAUGGAUUUUCCUCGCCAUCGCAACAUUUUAAAGCAGUUCACUAGCAGAAGUGAUAAUAAUCAAGCGAUGACGGAAGAAAAUAUUAAUCGCUCUAAACUAUACAUGCAAAGGAUCAACCAAACAAUAAGAGAUAAAUCGAAUGCAACGGCUGUUACCUUCAUGUAUCUUCCCGCACCACCUAAACUAUCCACGAUGGACUAUAAGGAAAAAUCUCACCACUAUCUGGAUCUAUUGACCGAACUAACGUAUGAUUUGCCACCGACGAUACUGGUUCACGGAAUAAAUGCUGUGACAUCUACUACAUUAUAAGAUAAACCACUAACUCAUGUAGAGAGUAUUAGCUAAGAAUUGCGUGCUGUGCAUGUGAAACCCGAUCAAAAAAGGAGAAAUGUCUAAUCGGCUAGCCAACUCUGUAGAUUCGUUUCAACAACUUCCAGUGCAUUCAUGCAAAAGAACACGUGUGCUAUUUAACCUUAAUUAUUUUACCAAAUAGCACUACUCCUCCUAAGCAAUAUUCACGCAAAGCAUUUUUACUAUUUAUUACACUUUGUUUGCUUCGAAUUUAACAACUGUUUUAAUAGUUUUAGAGGCAUUAUUGUUCAAUACGGUAAUUCCAACAAACACUAAAACCACCCCUGUUAAAGAACAUGAACAACAGAAAUUAGUUCGUAGCAUUAAAUUAAGCUAUUCCAACUUUACGAUUGUGAUGAACCGAUUAGAAAAUGCAAACUAUACCACUUAUUGGACGUACUAAGAAACGAACAAAAUACAUAUUUAAGAUGGCAUAGAUGGAACUGAUUAUAAAUGAAAUAUAUAGAUGUCUAUUCUAUUUA
This is a messenger RNA of Wyeomyia smithii (pitcher-plant mosquito), 3772 nucleotides long. RefSeq names its product solute carrier family 12 member 9. The record is from RefSeq and is a predicted model, not a curated record. Gene Ontology annotation, cellular component: membrane. Gene Ontology annotation, molecular function: potassium:chloride symporter activity. The coding region runs from base 390 to 3248 and encodes 952 amino acids. Gene Ontology annotation, biological process: chloride ion homeostasis; potassium ion homeostasis; potassium ion import across plasma membrane. Lineage: Eukaryota; Metazoa; Arthropoda; Insecta; Diptera; Culicidae. The transcript has 8 exons.